Molecule: messenger RNA, 1451 nt
Organism: Lampris incognitus (smalleye Pacific opah)
Lineage: Eukaryota; Metazoa; Chordata; Actinopteri; Lampriformes; Lampridae
Gene: naxe
Product: NAD(P)HX epimerase
Exons: 7
Coding region: 115-963 (282 amino acids)
Cellular component (GO): mitochondrion
Molecular function (GO): NAD(P)HX epimerase activity
Source: RefSeq, a predicted model, not a curated record
UGUUUUUGCCUCUCCACAUAGGUUAAGGUGCAUUCAAAGGCAUUUGCCAGGAGAACUAACGUUUGGUGAAAGUUUCCGAUCGUUUUUCUAGAAAUAGAUGUACAUGGCAUCUGGAUGCUGAGUCUUCGGGCUCUGGUUGGGAUUGGGCUCUUGGUGACGUCACGGGCCACCAGAGGACUCGCGCAGAGGGGGACUUGUCCCUUGGCCAGUGCGACAAACAACCACAAGGACUGUUUCAGUAGUCGACAAACUUCAACCAUGGCCCAGUCGAUUAAAUACCUUGGGCAGGAGGAGGCCCAGCACAUAGAUGAGGAGCUCUUUGGUGAAUACGGCUUCAGUGUGGACCAGCUGAUGGAGCUAGCCGGGCUUAGCUGUGCCACAGCAGUCGCUAGGGGCUACCCAGUCACUUCUCUGGUCAAGGCCAGACCUACAUUGCUCGUGAUUUGUGGACCAGGUAACAAUGGAGGCGAUGGCUUGGUCUGCGCUAGACAUCUGAAGCUGUUUGGUUAUGAGCCCACCAUACUGUACCCCAAACGGCCAAACAAACCACUCUUCCAGGGCCUGACCACCCAGUGUGAGAAGAUGGAGAUUCCUUUCCUGACUGAGAUGCCUGAGGCCGAAGUGAUUGAUGGAGCUUACAACCUGGUGAUAGACGCGAUAUUUGGCUUCAGCUUCAAGGGGGCUGUGAGAGAGCCUUUUGGUGCCAUCCUGGAUGUGUUAAAGAAGACCACUGUGCCCAUAGCCAGCAUUGACAUCCCUUCUGGUUGGGAUGUGGAGCAAGGAAGCACAGGGGGACUCCAGCCCGAUAUGCUCAUCUCCCUCACUGCCCCGAAGAAGUCAGCCUCCCUGUUCAGAGGUCGGUACCACUAUCUGGGAGGGCGGUUUGUCCCACCCGCCCUGGAGAAGAAGUACCAGCUUAAUCUGCCCGAGUACCCUGACACUGACUGUGUGUUAAAGCUUUAGAGGUGCCGGCUGGUUAAGAGAAUGAGUUAGGCAAAUUCGGUUAACAGUGUUUUAAGGAGUGAAAUUGUAUAAAUGUUGCCAGAUUAUCACAUUACUGUGAAUCAAGUCAAGUUGUCAAAUGAUUCAGAUUCAUGAUGAGAGGUUACCAUUUCUGACCUUGCGGUUGGUUGGGCUAAAUAUCUCUAAUAGCGAACUUCAUGUGAGAACGAUUUUCUAUUUAUUUUUUUUUUGAUAGGAGUCAUCACAACUAACCGACUCCCUUCACAGCGUGGUGGCUUUAGCGAUCUUUGCAAAAGUUUCUCAUCCAUUAUGUGUAGUUUGGAAUAUUUGAGAUUUUCUGCGACAAUGACCCACCCCACUGUUUUUCCACUUUUUGCUAAUCAUCUGUUCAACAUAUUCAGAUGCUGACAUGCUGCCAAAUAAAAGUAAAGUUCUCACAAUGGAAAAGCAUUAUCAUUAAAAAAAGACAUCUAAACCACUUCUAUUCU